CUACUCCUGCUCCUCCUCCUCCUCCUUCGGAGCCUGGGGCCGGGAUGGAGCGGAGGCCGGAGCGGAGGGAGGCUGUGGCGGUGGCUCUGCUGGUGCUGGUGCUGGUGCCGCUGGCCUGCUUUCCUCGGGGCGCAGGGGCCCAGUACGAGAAGUACAGCUUCCGCGGCUUCCCGGAGGCGGAGCUGAUGCCGCUGCAGAGCGCUUAUAGCUACGCGCUGGAGCAGUACGAGGGCCAGCGCUGGAGGGAGAGCGCCCGCUACCUGGAGGCCAGCCUCCGCCUCCACCGCCUGCUCCGCGACAGCGAGGCCCAUUGCCACAAGCAGUGCGCCAAGGCCGGAGAGGAGGAGCCCCCUCUGGCCGCCGCCGCCGGGGAAGGAGAAGAAGGAGAAGAGUGGCUGCGGGAGAUGGAGCUCUUCGGGAGGGUGCUCAGGAGGGCCUCCUGCCUCCGGGGCUGCAAGAGGGGACUCCCGGUCUUCCAGCUCAGCUACCCUCCGCCGGAGACCCUCAGGGACUUCCAGCGCAGGGCGCCCUACAUGUACCUCCACUACGCCCUCUUCCAGACAAAUAAGAUUGAGAAAGCAGUAUCGGCUGCUCACACAUUCCUGCAGAAGAAUCCCAAGCAUGAAAUGACUCAGAAGUACCUGAAUUAUUACAAGACUAUGGUGGAUGUGGACGAGUAUCUCAUAGACUUGGAAGCACAACCCUAUGAGGUGAAUGGAUGGUGGGGCUUUUUUGUCAGAUCGGUGAAACUGUAUAACAGUGGCGAUUUCCGUAGCAGCAUUGCUGAUAUGGAGCACGCGCUCUCCGAGUACUACAAGGCCUAUGAAAACUGCCUGGCUGGCUGUGAAGGCAGCUAUGAGCUCCGUGAAUUUAAGGACUUCUAUCCAGCCAUUGCAGAUCAUUUUGUGGAUGUUUUGCAGUGCAAAGUGGAUUGUGAGGCUGACCUGAUACCAAAUGUAGGUGGCUAUUUUGUGGAGAAGUUUGUGGCCACCAUGUAUCACUAUCUUCAGUUUGCAUAUUACAAAUUGAAUGAUAUCAAGAACGCAGUACGGAGUGUGGCCAGCUACAUGCUUUUUGACCCUAGGGAUGAGGUCAUGCAGCAGAACCUUGUCUAUUACCGCUUCUACCGUGAACGUUGGCAUUUGGAAGAGGAUGACUUCAACCCACGGCCGGAAGCUUUGCGCUAUCACAAUCAGACAACCACCCAGAAGACGCUCUUGGAGUUUGCCAGGCAGUAUCUCCAGCCAGAUGAUGAGGGAGAAGUGGAAGAUGAUGAAGAAACAACAAACACAGUGUUGCCAUCGGAUGCUGAAUUUGAAGGGAUGGGUGACUAUGAAGAAGGAUUCCUAUCUGAUUGGUGGCAGGACCCAAAGUCAAAAGGCGACAAAGCUGACCAAGGUUAUUAA
Messenger RNA from Sceloporus undulatus (fence lizard), 1406 nucleotides. RefSeq names its product prolyl 3-hydroxylase family member 4 (inactive) (gene P3H4). Gene Ontology annotation, cellular component: endoplasmic reticulum. Lineage: Eukaryota; Metazoa; Chordata; Lepidosauria; Squamata; Phrynosomatidae. The coding region runs from base 45 to 1406 and encodes 453 amino acids. Gene Ontology annotation, biological process: peptidyl-lysine hydroxylation; collagen fibril organization. The transcript is spliced from 7 exons. The record is from RefSeq and is a predicted model, not a curated record. Gene Ontology annotation, molecular function: collagen binding; protein binding.